Molecule: messenger RNA, 1684 nt
Organism: Hordeum vulgare subsp. vulgare (domesticated barley)
Lineage: Eukaryota; Viridiplantae; Streptophyta; Magnoliopsida; Poales; Poaceae
Product: DNA mismatch repair protein MutL-like
Exons: 4
Coding region: 83-913 (276 amino acids)
Biological process (GO): mismatch repair; meiotic spindle organization; meiotic DNA double-strand break formation
Cellular component (GO): MutLalpha complex
Molecular function (GO): ATP-dependent DNA damage sensor activity; ATP hydrolysis activity
Source: RefSeq, a predicted model, not a curated record
AAAACGAGAAAAAAAAUGAAAGACAGAAAUCCCAUGACCCAUCUCUCUUGGCGAUCCCCAUCUCUCUCUCCCCCCACGACCUAUGGCGGCCGAUCCUCCCUUCGUCCCCAAAUCGACGGAACCUUUGCCGUCUCCGCCUCCCCAUUCCCCACCUCCUCCGCCCGGUCCCCAGACGCGGCGCGACGGGCAUGGAGGUCGACGACGCGGUGCCGCGCGACGGGGCGGGGGCGGGGAGCAACCCCGCAUCCGGCGACUGGAGGAGUCGGUGGUGAACCGCAUCGCCGCGGGGGAGGUGAUCCAGCGGCCCUCGUCGGCGGUAAAGGAGCUCGUCGAAAACAGCAUCGACGCCGACUCCUCCACCAUCUCCGUCACCAUCAAGGACGGCGGCCUCAAGCCCAUCCAGGUAUCCGACGGCGAGCACGGCACACCGACGGCGAGGGUUAGGAUAUAUACGAGGGAGUAUGCCGCGCCCCCUCCCUCUGCCAACGGUGCGGCAACAGGGCCUCCCUGCAAGGCCAAGACACCCCUCGCUCACGGUCACGGUGGCCGCCGGCGACGACUACGCCGAGGGGGAUAUGCAACAGUUCCUACUUCCUCCUACCUCGUUUCAGAAAUAGAUGAUGGUGUAGAAAAUGUAUUUUCAAGUUUGUCUCACAGGAUUCAAUUAAUCAAGUUCCUCAUAUCUGAUCACAUGAAAAAUUGGCUAUGUUGCGAGCAAUUUGGCAAAAAAAUAUUUGUAGAAUGGGCCAGAUCUAUUCUGAAGGCACGCAAGGACCUGGAAAUCCUCGAAAACAUAAAUGCGUUGUAUGUGGUGUACAUUGAGGGAGUGGUGGGAAGGUUGGCGAGGGAGGUGGCUUCUCCUGCUCACCAGGGGAAGCUGGACCUGGAUGUCUUUUCCAAACUUCUGUGCUGAUCACUUCCAGCCUCAGACUUGAAAACGUAUUACUCAUAAGUUACUUGACAGACCUUUUUACAGUUCGUUUUUACACCAGAAAAUUGCUAAUAAAUCUAUUGUUUUGCUGUUAUUCUGGAAGCACAUAUUGUUCCAUUGUCUUUCACUCACAUAUUCAUCAAUCAUGUUCAUCACAUCAAUUUCAGGAUGCUUACCUAAAGAAAGAUUGUCCAGAAAGCUGGCGUUCUGUAAUUUCUGUUCGCAAUUGAACAGUCAGAACCAAGACAUAACCAAAGAAUGUUUAAUUAUUCCAUCUUGGGAAUGUGUAGUUUUUUAAAGCGUAGUUACGGCAAACCAGUUUGCUAUAACAAAGUAAAUAUCAUUAAUUGUUCUACUUAGACUUAGAUAUGCUGAUUCUAGUCUAUAAAGAAACUUGCGACUCUAUGGGUAGAUCUAACACUGGCAGCCCGUGAUUCAUAAAUAUUUCUAACAGUGGCACCUUUCACUUUGUAGCGUGCUUUGCACUUCUUGUCUUCUAUUGUGCAGAGGAAGAGGAUGAGAAGAAACUUGUGGUUCUCAUCCAAUCUUUGUGGAACUCUCUUUAUGUGCGAUUCUGCACUUGUUGGGUUCUUUUUCUGUGCACUUACACUUGCAGAAAUAUUCUGUUGUACACAUGUAAAAUUAUUUUGAUGUGCCCUUGUUAGGCGUUGAACUUUAAUGUGUGGAGUCCGUGGAUGAUGUAUUGUAUUUAUGUGGUAUGCUACUGAAAUGAAAUAUACAUUUUAUUUGCAA